AUGCAGCCGAUGCAGCCGCAUGGAAACAAUAGAUGGGAUGGUCGCGAUGACGUUUCGUUUGAGGAUUCGGAACGAUUUGAAGAAGACUCGCAAGUCUCUUUAGAUGAUUCAAUCGAUGAAAAUCAACAUAAUUGGAGAGGAUGGGCGGAUUGCUCCUCAACUUGUGAAGCAAUUCAACCAGGCCUCUCGUGCGUCGUCUAUCAAUAUCAUAAUACAUCAGGACGAUACUCAUCUGCAUCUACAAGAACGGUCGUUGCGGGAGAUCCGAAUAAUCCAUUGGCUCAUCAUCCGAUGAUGUCACGGGGAGACAAUCCGACUGGAAUUCUACUAACACUUUCUGAAAUUUCGGCGAAAGUUUGUGCGGAGAAAUGGUCAUUUCAACAAUUGGAAGAAAUGUAUAUGCAUAUUUGUGUGACACGAGCAGAGAAAAUGAAUCCACCUUCACCAAUGGGACCGAUUCCUGAGAAAAUAUUUGUGUCUUUCAUUGUUCACUGCUUUCCGCAAUCAACUGACGAAAUUCGUAUGUACAGUACUCUCGCUAACGGAUCCGCAGAUCAGUAUGAGUUCGGAAAAAUGUUGUAUCAGUGGGGAAACGUCCGUGAUGUGUCACAAACUGGAUUCCUUUUGAGUGGAAACAUCAGCAACACACCUCCUGAUGCCGGAAAUAGUGACAAUCGAGAUUCCUUUCAUGUGACGGUGAAAGUCGACAGAUGUCGAAUUGUCGAGUGUACCUGUGAAUGCUCGAAUCGGUCGAGUUGGUGUAAACAUGUGGUUGCACUUUGUAUUUAUCGGAUAUCAGAGAGAAGUCAGAUCAAAUUCAAAGAAACAAUAGCAGAUGCAAUCAAUUCGAUGAAUGAUACAGAUUUACGGAAGUUAGUUCAAUGGCAUAUAAACGACAUUCCACGAAAAUGCAUACCUGGAUUUCAAAAGCUCAUUGAUCAAAUUAAAGAUCCAAAUUCGACAAUAAAUCGACUGCUUGGAGCUCCUGAUCCUACAGAUGGUGGUCAUGAACCGAUUUCUCGAUAUGAUUUUCCUGAAAUAGAGAACAAAGUGCGGCGACUUCUGAUUAAAUAUUGUGUGCCAGCACCGGCAGUUCAUUGCGAUGUUCAAUAUCUUUCAUCAGUUCAACAUCCAACUCAUACCGAAUGGACUACAAUGAUUAAGCCACUUCGAUGCAGAGAGCCAGAAGGAAUGUGGAAUUUAUUGCAAAUGGUUCGAGAAAUGUUCGCCAGAAGCGAUGAUAAUGCAGUGGCACUUUUGAGAACAAUCACUGAUGAGUGUUUAUCGAACAGUCAAGUCCUUUUGUGGUGGUACAUUUCAAAAUUGGUACAAUCUGGAAAUUGGACUCAAGCGAAUUGUUUCAAAGCUCCAGAUUCUCAAUAUCUUGCGCAACUUCAUUGUUCUCAAUUAUGCGACGAAGUAGUUUUGCUCUGGAAAUUAGUUGCAAUCAAUCCAAGAGCUGGAAAGAAUUAUCGAUCACAAUUGGCUGGAUACCUUCAAGCAUAUCAUAGAACUGCUGUAACUCGAUUGAAAAAUAUGAUCACUUCAGCUCCUCCAGAGAAAAAUGAUAGCAUGCCAUCUACAGAUGCAACUGUUCUAAGUAACUACAAAAUUGCUGAAAUACUCCAAACGAUCACUAACGUUGAUAUCAGAUAUCAGCUUUCGGCAGUUAAUAUGAAAUUCACUUUGAACUGUUUCCCGGGAUUUUAUCCAGCAAUUCAAAUGUGUCACUAUCUGAAUGAGCAGAAUAUACGAUUCGGAGUUCGAGAGAAUGCAAUUUUCUAUGUUUCCGAACCAAAUUUGACGGUGAGCUAUAAGAUGGUUCCUCCACACCGAGAAAAGUCGCUGAAAAAGAAGAAACGAAAGAAGAAGUUGCUAAAGAAGCGAAUGGAGGAAGAAGGACAAGCUUGGCCGAUUCGGAAACAGGAAGAAUACAGAGGAGUUGAUGGAGUUUGGAGAGUUGUGGAAGAAGAUCAUGAUAUGAAUCAAUCAUUGAAUGACAGUACAGAAUCAGGCCAGGAAAGUGAUGUACAGAAGGGUCCACAACGACCAGAAGUACCGAAGAAAAAGAAAAUCGACUCUGCGGAAAUGGAUGUCAAUGAAGUUCUUGCUGCUUCUUUCUCUCCAUUAGAUGCUCUAGAAGCCAGGUUUCUACGUGUAGAGGCAUAUGGAACACAUGGAUAUCGAGCAGAUGCGGUAGAAAAUGCACUGAAAAAUAGCGAGUAUUUGGUGGACAGCUUGGCGGAACAAUGUCAAGAAUUUUUGAAAACUAACGAAGAAAGACCGAGCACUUCGCAGCAAUCAGCAUCUACUUCUUCCUCGUCCUCCAACGUUUCUGAUGAAAUAACAGGAAGUGAUAGAGACGAAGAGGUGGCAAAGGCGAAUCGAUUCUUAUCGACCAUGGAGAAGAUACUGUACUUAACGAAAGUGCUGAAAGACAGUCCACAUCUUCAACAUACAGUAUUCGAUAUAUCCAUGCGAACUCUCAGUCUGCCGAAGUAUCCAUUCUACACGAAGCAUCAUCAGAUUCUCUUCACCUAUCUGGAAACUGAAUUCGUUGCUAUUCUUGAUCAAAUAUGGCAAACAGUUCAAAUGACUGCUUCUCAAAUGGAAAAAGUCCGAGCAAGAGCUAUUGAAAUCAUUGAAACAGAUUCUGGAAAUAACGGUGAACUCCCUCCGAUCGCUAUGACGAAGUUCCUCUUUCUGGCUCUUUACUGGACCGAGCCUCCAAACAACCAUCAUCGUCCUCCUCCACAAAAUGCAACAACGACAGCUUCGCCCGCUCUUCAGCAUAAUCGACGUCUUCUGAUUCCAUCUGAUUCAGAUUUGGCUCUCCAUGUCUCACUGCAUAUCGUUGGUUGUCGUCCGAUAAUUUCUGAGAGAUACGUUUUGCAUUGGGAAACCAUUCGUCGGGAGAAAAGUGAAUUGACAUCAAUGCUACUAGUUCGAUACAAGGAUUCUCAAGAAAGGUGUGCACUGGUUAUUGAUCAGAUUCUCGAUCCAAAGCUUCAUCGGAUGUAUCAACACCAUCUCUCGAACGCUGCUUUCUUUUUAGAGAGAUGUCCAGUAUACACGAAGAGAUUCAAACCUGGACAAAGACCAGUAUUCCCGUAUAAAGAUAUACCAGAAGAACAAGUUGAAGAGGGAGAACCAGAGAACACAUUGACUGAUUACCAGGCACAAAUUGAAGCCGAAUUGAUUCGUUUGAGGAUUUCUGACUUUCCUGCUGCGGCACCAAUAAACAGAAAUAGGACAACAGAUAAUCCACCAAGAGGUUCAGCAUCAAGCGAGAACUCGGGGUACAAAGCAUCAGAUCCUUCAACAAGUCGAUCUACUGACUCUGUUGAAUCUGAUUCAAAUGUUCCUGGUCCGAGUGCGAAGAAGACUGUCGGUCCAAACUAUUCGAGAAAUCAGAAAAACCAGUUUCAUGCUGCUCGAAGAAAUAAGAAACGGAACGCUCGAUCCUUUUCUAACGAUCCUGGAACUACUGUAACUGAUGCUGCAGUAUAUCAUAUGCAAGAGUUAUCGAAGAAAAUUCUCUUUGAAGCCGGUGGUACACAGAAUAAUGCUGUCUGGGGUGGUCAGAAUCUGGGUGGAACGAAUCGACGCCUCCAUCUUUGUGCAAUGGCUAUUUCGAUCUACGCAUUAGGAAUGAGUAAUCGAAUAUCACCCAACUGGAAUACCAGAACAUACAGUAAUAUAGCGAGUUGGAUAACUGCACAAGUGGAAGAUAUAGGAUCAAGUUCACUGGAGUUGAUGCGUGAAAUUUGGAUGGCUCAUUUCACACCGAAUGAAGUGGCUCAAAUGUCAGAUCGAAUCGCUCCAGCAUCUGAUCCAGCGAUGAGACAUGAAGCUGGGCGUAUGGCAUUAUCAGUUCUUCCAUUCGCUCAUGCACUCACUGAUGAUGAAGUAAUUCAUGCAUUGAGAAGAUGUCAGCAAGGUGGUCGGGAUAUGUCAACAGCUGCGUUGUUAGCCAUGGAUACUACGCAAUUCCGUGAAGUCGGACGAUCUCGUCCUCUUUUCGAAGCGAUGAAUCACUGGCAAGAAUUGAGUUAUCCAGAAGACAGACAGCAAAAUCCAAUGAGGCAGCAGGCUCCACCUGCUGGAUUGGUUGCUAAUCCGUAUGUUAAUGCCGGUGUCGCUCAACAAGUGAACGUUCCAAAUCAGCCAGCAAACCGGCGACAGCACCCUCCACGAGGCCACAUUCUGCCAACACUACAACAGGUUGCAUUGUUGUACCCCCAAGUACAUGAGAACAUUGAACGAUCGAGAUUCCAUCACAGUCGAUCAGCACCACAACUUGGCGGGCAAGAAGAGAACGCGGAUAUACCGAGGGUGGUACCAAAUCAGCAAUACAUGGUACCACCGCCAGUACCUGGAAAUGCUCUUCUGAAUGCUUGGCAUUAUGGAAUGAGAGCAAUGGAUUGUUUGGCAACAUCACCAGGAGAAGAUAGACAAAUGUAUCUGAAAUUUACAAGUACACCGCCAUAUGCUGACGAUAUUCAAAACUUGCAUUUUAUAUCUGUGCAACUUGGUACAGAAUAUAUCCGAACUUUUUAUCAGCACGCAGCUCGAACCAUCCUCUCUCCAUAUGUUCUUCAUAAUUAUGCUAAAGAGAGUGUUCGUCACUUCCCUCACCUGUCAGUGGUCGCACAGAAUCCUCGACCGGCUGAUGCCGCUCCAGUACCACUGAUUCCAACGAAUUUCCCUCCGCCUCCUAAUCGAAAUCUCAGCAGCAUUCGUUAUCCGAAUGUCAAAUACUGCACGGCUGGGCAUAUCACAACGCAUAUGAUAUCAUGUGGAUAUCAUGAAAUCACUGGAGAAUUAUUCGAACGAUGCUGUGAUCAGUAUUUGCAAGCUACAGUCAAUAAAAUGAACAGUCCGCGUAUUGUUGAUAAUUCAGAUGGACAAUUAUGCGACUUUGUGCGUGGAGCCUACGAUGCAUUCCAAUGCAUUCCACAUAUUGGUCGACAACUUUUCGAGGAUUUUGUUCGCGCAUUCAAGCGACAGAAGGCAUACAAACGAGAAUCUGCUGUUGCUUUGAAUCCACUCUUGCAACAACUAUGCGCACAGUAA
Molecule: messenger RNA, 5076 nt
Organism: Caenorhabditis remanei
Lineage: Eukaryota; Metazoa; Nematoda; Chromadorea; Rhabditida; Rhabditidae
Exons: 10
Coding region: 1-5076 (1691 amino acids)
Cellular component (GO): Cul2-RING ubiquitin ligase complex
Molecular function (GO): zinc ion binding
Source: RefSeq, a predicted model, not a curated record